AUGACAGUUCUAAUCGACGAAAAAGGUCAUAGAAAUAGAGACAGCAGGAAGUCAUGGUUACGAUUGGUGGUGAUUGGAGUUGGUAUUGUUCUUACGGUAUCGGGGGUGAUGGUAUUGCUUGGCCAGCAAUAUGCUCCUGCAAAUGAAGCAUUGGAGAUGGAAUUUACGAAGCCGUCGGUCGAGGUAGUGGAAUUAGAGGCCGCAGAAGUGGAGCAGCUCAAAAAAUUGGGGUUGAGUCCCAAACCAAAGUUGAAGAUCGAUAAUGGCCGGGAUGAGCAGGUUUUACACGGAAGGUUCUUGCACAUCACCGAUAUACACCCAGACAAGUACUACAAAGCCGGAUCGAAGGUGAGUGCGUUGUGUCAUGGUGGUAAGGGUAAUGCAGGGAAAUACGGAGAUGCUGUUCUAGGCUGUGAUAGUCCUAUUGUGUUGAUGGAAGACACACUUAAAUGGAUCAAAGAGAAUUUGAAAGAUAAGAUCGAUUUUGUUGUGUGGACCGGUGAUAAUGUCAGACAUGAUAAUGAUAGAAGGUUUCCAAGAACUGAGUCGAAUAUAUUUGAUAUGAAUGAAAGAGUGAGUGAAUUGAUGUAUGAAACCUUUAAGAAAGAGCAUCCUCGCGGCGGACCCCAAAGACAAUUAGAGGUCCCACUAGUUCCAUCACUUGGAAACAAUGAUGUUUUCCCUCAUAAUUUGUUUUCUCCAGGUCCAACUUUGCAGACUAGAGAAUUAUUCAAGAUAUGGCAAGAUUUUAUUCCCUCGGCCCAAUUACAUGUAUUCAAUAGAGGGGCAUAUUUCUUCAAGGAGAUUAUUCCCAAUGAAUUGGCUGUAUUGUCGAUCAAUACGCUUUAUCUUUUCCAAUCAAACCCCUUGGUCGAUAAUUGCGAUAGGAAGAAAGAUCCUGGCUAUAAGCUAUUUGAAUGGUUAGGAUAUACAUUGAAAGAAAUGAGGGCAAGAAACAUGAAGGUAUGGCUUUCAGGACAUGUUCCACCCAACGAAAAGAACUAUGAUAUUUCAUGUUUGCGGAAGUAUAUUGUGUGGGCAUAUGAGUAUAGAGAUGUUAUAAUUGGAGGGUUGUACGGCCACAUGAAUAUCGAUCAUUUCAUUCCUUUGGAUUCCAAAGCAGCAUAUAAGUCCAUUAAAAAGAAGUUUGGAAAACUUGGUUUCGAAUAUGACUUAUCGUUUGAAAAUGAAUUAAGCACUCUAGAAGAUAAUUACGACUCAGAUAGCGACGAUGACGAAAACGAAGAUAUUUCAUUAGAAGAAUCUUACUCCAAUUUUAAGAGUCCUAUAUUCAAGGAUGGGUUUGAUGAUCCAGUGAGCUUCAAAAAUAUGGAUGAGAUCAGGAUCCAAGGAGGAGUUCCAAACGGUAAGGUAGAGUACAUGGAAACCGUGAGAAAGGAAUCAUACGCCAAUGUUAAGGGAAAGAAGAAACGUGGUUUUGCAUCAGAAAGAUAUUCUAUAGCUCAUGUCACGGCAAGUGUUGUUCCGACGUUCAACUCUGGUUUAAGAGUAUGGGAAUACAACAUCACUAACCUCCAAAACCUCCUCACAAAUACCCAACCAAGAUUCGCUCCAUGGGAUCAAUUCUUCGAGGGACUCGAAAAGUUGAUGGAAACGCAAGUGCACUCCGACUACGACGAUGAAUUUAUCACCUUUGAACAACAAGUGGAAAUAUUCAAAAAGGACAAAACAUUCCCUCCUAAGAUGCCAAAAUCAAAGCCUUUAGGUCCCGCUUACGUACCCCAAACGUUUUCUCCAGAGAGAUACGUACAAUAUUAUGCUGAUUUGGCCAGCAUAAACAAGGGAGACAAAGAGUUUGCCUACGAAUUUGAAUACGCCACCGAUGAUAAAGUCUAUGACAUGAAGACCUUAACCGUCGAUGAGUGGGUUUCGCUUGCUAGAAGGCUCGGAAAACCCGUUAAAGAAAAGCGCAACAAAAACACAUCUAAAAAGAAGUCAAAGAAGAAGCAGAAGAGCAAAGGCAAAAACUUGCGUGAGACUAACGAACCUAUAAUCCAACAUGCAGCUCAGCAUGAUUCUAAAGACGGUACUUCGGAACUUAGCCACAUUGAACAAUCUGGCAAGUUGGAAGUAUUGUGGAAGCAUUACUUGAAGCAUUCAUUUGUAGAUUCGGACUAUGAGUACAUGGGCAUGGGCUGA
Messenger RNA from Debaryomyces fabryi, 2160 nucleotides. It is a transcript of the gene PHM5, whose product is annotated as endopolyphosphatase. Gene Ontology annotation, cellular component: fungal-type vacuole; membrane. The record is from RefSeq and is a predicted model, not a curated record. Gene Ontology annotation, molecular function: exopolyphosphatase activity; endopolyphosphatase activity. NCBI's taxonomy places the organism in Eukaryota, Fungi, Ascomycota, Pichiomycetes, Serinales, Debaryomycetaceae. Gene Ontology annotation, biological process: polyphosphate catabolic process. The coding region runs from base 1 to 2160 and encodes 719 amino acids. The transcript has a single exon.